GCCGCCCCGCCCCGCCCCGGGACGCGGCUACAUAGGCUGGGCCGGGGCAGCGGCGCGGCUCGGCGCCCUGGCCACUCGCUGCCUGGCGGGCAAGGGGCGGCGGCGGCAGUAGCGGCAGAGGCGGCGGGGUCUCCCCGGCUGCGGGGCUGGCGUCUGCCAGCUGCUGACCUUGAAACAAUGCAUCACAACGAUAAGAGUGGGAUCUCCCAACCUGGAAGUUGGGAGAUCCGCCGGGUUGCAGCUGGGCCUUAUUCCAACCAAAAUCCCCCACCGAGGGCCGUACUUGGGCUGCUGACCGAGAAUGGGCAGUGCUUGAGGGCAUGUGGCCAGGGUACCACAAUAGUCAGACGCUUCUCUGGCUCUGAAAAUGCUUUCCCUCCAUCUGGAAAGAAUAUAUUGCCCAGCUGUGUGGUCAAUGUAACAUCCAAGCAAGGGUUUUCUAUAUAUGUAGAUGAACCAGAGCAGAAAGACAGAUGCAGCUGCACAGUUGUAGAAGAGGUGGAAUCCAGCCUGUGUGAAGUGGAUACUAGCACAAUGAAGCCCAAUAUUCAUCUGCUGUUGGAUUUGAGUACAGGUUCUCCUAUGUUGGUGGAUACAUCAUUGCAGUCACAACAUGAAGUUUAUGUGGAUAACAUCGUGGAUGUAAUGAAUGUGGGAGACUAUGCAGAAGACAUUCAUCAGUACCUUAGAGAAGCUGAAGUAAGAUACAGGCCAAAACCAUAUUACAUGCGAAAGCAGCCAGACAUCACCUCAGGGAUGCGUGCAAUCUUGGUGGACUGGCUGGUGGAAGUUGGGCAAGAAUACAAACUUCGUACUGAAACACUGUACCUAGCUGUCAACUUUCUGGACAGGUUUCUUUCCUGUAUGUCUGUCCUCAGAGGGAAGCUGCAGCUUGUGGGAACAGCAGCAAUCCUUCUGGCUGCGAAAUAUGAAGAGAUCUACCCUCCGGAGAUAGAGGAGUUUGUGUAUAUAACCGAUGAUACUUACACAAAGAGACAGCUAUUAAGAAUGGAACACCUGCUCCUGAAAGUACUAGCUUUUGACUUGACAGUACCAACUAUCAACCAGUUUCUCCUUCAGUAUUUACAGAGACAUGGAGUCUGUGUCAGGACAGAGAACUUUGCAAGGUAUGUAGCAGAGUUGAGUCUCCUGGAAGCUGAUCCAUUUCUGAAGUACCUUCCUUCGCAAACUGCUGCAGCAGCUUACUGUCUAGCAAAUUACACUGUGAACAGGCAUUUGUGGCCAGAAACACUUGCUGCAUUCACUGGGUAUUCGCUAAGCGAGAUAGUGCCUUGUCUGAGUGAUCUACAUAAAACAUGCCUUGAUGCUUCUCAUCGACCACAGCAAGCAAUUAGAGAGAAAUACAAGCUGUCAAAGUACAUGCAUGUAUCCUUUAUGGAGCCACCAGCAGUUCUUCCUCUGCAAUAAAUGCCAGUGAACCAACACACUGA
Molecule: messenger RNA, 1451 nt
Organism: Mauremys reevesii (Reeves's turtle)
Lineage: Eukaryota; Metazoa; Chordata; Testudines; Geoemydidae
Gene: CCNA1
Product: cyclin A1
Exons: 9
Coding region: 178-1428 (416 amino acids)
Biological process (GO): mitotic cell cycle phase transition; regulation of cyclin-dependent protein serine/threonine kinase activity
Cellular component (GO): cyclin A2-CDK2 complex; nucleus; cytoplasm
Molecular function (GO): cyclin-dependent protein serine/threonine kinase regulator activity
Source: RefSeq, a predicted model, not a curated record